GUUUUUUAUCAGUUUAUUUUUGAUAUUUUCGCUGCAAAUGACAGCUGGUAUCUGGGGUUAUGUCAACAUAGGCCAAUUAGAGAAUCUCUUAGAACAUGAAACGAAGAUCACAGUGACCGAGAAGUAUCCAAACGACAAAGCCACUCGGUACACCGUGGAUUAUACACAGAGAAACUUGCAAUGUUGCGGUGCGUACAAUUACCGUGAUUGGCUCACAUCCAAUCAAGAUGUCCCUGAAUCUUGCUACUGUGAAUUUGACUGUGAGGGCGUGGUCACAGAUGACAACAUCUACAGCUUGGGUUGUACAUCUGCCCUCUAUUCAUUCUUUGAACGUAAUCUAUACAUUAUUGGUGGAGUUGGUAUUGCUAUUGGACUUGUACAGGUACUUGGAAUGAUCUUUGCUGUACUACUAUGCUGUAAUAUAAGAAAAAAUAGUGACGCCGAAUACGUGUGAGAUUUGCUGACACAGUGGAGGGGUGAAAACUAUACUUCAACUCCCCAACGACUGCCACACAUUUGCUUUCGUUUAUAUUCACGUUUUCUAUUCACUCCCGGGUUGUUUGUUAAAGUUUAAAUAUUUCUGUCGGUGAGGGCGUACCUUUUUAAUAUGAUCACCUUGUUAUUCAGAUCCGAAAUUAUUGCAUUGCAAACAAAUCAUAUGACAAUAUUUUUUUGUUUUUCUUUCAUGACGAGUCAUGUCAAAUCCCGGG
Molecule: messenger RNA, 710 nt
Organism: Saccoglossus kowalevskii
Lineage: Eukaryota; Metazoa; Hemichordata; Enteropneusta; Harrimaniidae
Product: CD9 antigen-like
Cellular component (GO): plasma membrane
Source: RefSeq, a predicted model, not a curated record